AUGUUUGAUGCUGGAGUCUUGGCCCAGAUUGAGGGCGCAGUUAUCGGCCAGCCUUUCAACGCCAUGACUCUGAAACCCACCCGUAAUGGCUUGUUUGGCUCCUUCGAGCUUUUGUAUUUUUACAAGUUUAAUAGCCGACGGCCCCUUCACAAGCCGGACGGGGCUGAAAAUAUGCAGCACAGCCAGCUUGAGACUUUUCAAAAGUUCAAUACCAGCACAUUAAACGCGACAGUUGACGUGGCUGAAAUUGUCAAACCAAAAGCCCACCCCGAGGUUGCUCACCGCCUCGACGCCGUCGGCCCCGGCCAGGUCAAGCAGGUCCCUGAGGUAGUUCACCGAGGGGUCGUCCACCACGAACUGCAACGUUUUGGCCUAUGGCCCCUGCUCCCAGCACAUCUGGUUUGA
Messenger RNA from Pyricularia oryzae 70-15, 405 nucleotides. RefSeq lists its product as uncharacterized. The record is from RefSeq and is a predicted model, not a curated record. The transcript has a single exon. The coding region runs from base 1 to 405 and encodes 134 amino acids. NCBI's taxonomy places the organism in Eukaryota, Fungi, Ascomycota, Sordariomycetes, Magnaporthales, Pyriculariaceae.